AUGCCGGCGCAGCCACCCACGCCCAUCGGCCCAUGUCUCAACCUUGGGGCUGAUCAAAGCAGCGAGGGGGAUGUGGGAUUGGCGCUGAGCUCCAGUACUCCAGGACAUCCGCGUCGCAGAAGACGCAGAGCCGCUAUACGCGCCAGGUGGCGAACUCGAACCAGGGUCCGUGCCGGGCGGCGAUAUGGCCAUGAACGUCGGCUUGAGUUCCUACCUGUUCGUGGCAGAGGGACGGAUCAGCAAGCAAUUGGACCUUUCCUAAGAGAAAGACCCACCUUAAUGUUGAGAAAAAUAUACCUCUGA
Messenger RNA from Miscanthus lutarioriparius, 303 nucleotides. Lineage: Eukaryota; Viridiplantae; Streptophyta; Magnoliopsida; Poales; Poaceae. The record is from the annotation of a GenBank genome assembly.